UUUCUUCAUUGCCUUAAAAUCAUAAGAUUUAUGAUUAACCCAGCUAGAAUUCGACAAUAUUUACCAAGUAAAGCUUUCUGUGUUCAAGUUGUUUCGGCAGGUACUCUAGCCGCUGUAGGAAAUGUAAUAUGUCAAAAAUAUGUUGAGAAACGUGAACAUAUAGACAGGCGGCGAGUAUCACAAUUUGCAUUGACAACAAUGAUUAUCGUGGUUCCUAUACAAUUCCACUGGUUUCGAUUUCUUGAUCGUCGUAUUACUGGUAAAGGACGACUUCAAACCGCAAUGAAAAGAGUUAUUGUUGACCAAAGUUGUUUGGCUCCACUUUUAACUGGAGCUUUUCUAUUCUCUGUCAAUUUUAUGGAUUCUCAUUCAACAAAUAAUGCUUUACAAAGGACAAAACGAAUUUACUUGGAUGUAAUGGCAAAUAACUAUAAGUUUUGGCCUUUUCUACAAGCUGUUAAUAUGACUAUGAUUCCAUUACACUUUCGUGUAAUAUUUUUACAAUUUUUCGCCAUCUUUUGGAACAUUUAUGUUUCAUACAAAGCAAACGUUCUGUGAACGAAUGGAGGAUCUUAUACAAACAAUUAGAGCUUUUUGUUAGGAAAUAUGUUUAUUUUUUGUUAAUUUACUCCCUUAUUUUUAAUUUAUUUUGCUUUAAACGACUGUUAUUAUUAACUCGAUUAGUAAAAAUAAAAUUAAAAAAUACAAGGUUUAAUACCAGGGAUGUAACGGGUUGAGAAAAUUAGGUUGGGGUCGAAGAAAGUCCAAGUUUCUGGUAUCAGACAACCCGCGAAAUCCCUGGUUAGUAUAUAAAUGAUAAUUAAAAACUUACUUGUGUGAGAAUUAUAAAUUAAGGGAAAAAUUUCUUUUUUGUC
Molecule: messenger RNA, 875 nt
Organism: Meloidogyne enterolobii
Lineage: Eukaryota; Metazoa; Nematoda; Chromadorea; Rhabditida; Meloidogynidae
Source: the annotation of a GenBank genome assembly